AUGUCUUCUUCUCACGUAGGCCAUCGUGUCUACGCAAACAUGUCUUCUCCUGCUGAGGGAGCUAUUGACUCGAUUCAGGGUACUCCCAACACCCAGAUCACAGUCUUCUCUCCUUCCGAGAGCUCUCAGGGAACCUCCAUCCACGGCAGCAACUAUCUUGGCCAAAGCCAGGCUCCUGACGACCCCUUCGUUGAUGGUGGCCUUGCUCAAGGUAGCACGCUCUCGGCUACUGCAUCCUCCUUUCAACCCAGUGUUCAUCGGUACAAGGGGAAGAACGCACUUGUAUUUUACCCAGAGGGCAGCCCAACUGUUGCUGGCGCGCUUAGCCAGGACAUGGACAUUUCUCAUCGCAUUGAAGUCUGUGAUACACCGACACCUUCGAUUGUCGAUCUUGGGAAUUUCAUCACCGAGCUCACCCAAAAGGGUGUGAAAUUCCACGGCGGUCGGAACCUUGAAACCUCUGGAGACCACGUGUACGUGGUCUUCGAAGAUCUUCGAGAUGCCGCCUGGGCCUUCUAUGCCAUCCGCAAGGCUCCUAAGGGCUGGUUCACGGCGUACGUGAAGAUCCGACCUGAGCGCCUGGACCUUGGCCUUGUACGAUUCUCCGAGCUUAGACAGCUCAGCAUCGAGGUCAACGUCCUCAACUUCGCUAUCAUCGAUCCCGCCCAUGUCGAUGAGAUUGCUCAGAGAGCCCUUAAUGUCUACGGUCAGCUUUUUGCGCUGAUUAGACAUUUGAGCUUCCCCAACGGAGCCUUCCGCGGUAUCGCGCAGUUCUGCAAGGCUGCCGACGCUUUCAUCGCCUACAAGGCUUUUGGGAAUGGCAUUACCACCGGCGGCGUGGUCAUCACCCUGUCCAAGCCAGAGGACGUUGGCGGUGCAAUUUCUCCCGAGGAUCAACUCGCCGGCAGCAUGGGUAACAUGACAAUUCAGCAAGGUCCCCGCGGUGCUGAAAGAGGUCGCUACCAGUCAUUCUUCGCAAUGAACGCCCCGCAGGGGAACCCCUUUGCGGCAGCUGGCGCUGCCAACAUGCCCUUUCCUCCUAACCUUCAGCAGCAGCCCUUUACUGGGCAGCACUUCGGGCCUGUUGCUUCCAGCAACCUCUCUGCCGUUGCAUUUGGCAAUCCCAACGGGUUCGGACGAUUUGACCCCCGCCGAGGUGCGGGUCGCUAUGGUCGGGGAUCCCGAGGGUUGAACAACAUCGUCGACCUCGGCGAGCUCAUCGCCGGGCGUGAUGUGCGCACGACGAUCAUGCUUCGGAAUAUUCCGAACAAGGUGGACCAGCCUCUCCUAAAGAAGAUUGUCGAUGUUUCCUCCUUCGGUCGCUAUGACUUUAUGUACUUGCGAAUUGACUUUGCCAACGAUUGCAACGUCGGCUAUGCGUUCAUCAACUUCGUCAAAGCCGAGUACAUCAUCGACGCACGAGCCAACAAGCGCUGGAACUGCUUCCGCUCGGACAAGGUCGCUGAGAUCUCCUAUGCGACUAUCCAGGGAAAGGACUGCCUUGUGCAGAAAUUCCGGAACUCCUCUGUCAUGCUUGAGGCGGAGCACUAUCGACCAAAGCUCUUCUACACUAUCCACAGCGAAGACCCUAACCUCGUGGGUCAGGAGGAGCCUUUCCCUGGCCCUGAUAACCAGUCUAAAAUGAAGCGCUCAGUGGAGAACGCUGAGCAUGUUGGGCUGUUCACUCCUACUGCCGGCCAGUACUUCCGGGACGAGCAACGCCGCCGUCACUCCCAGUACGACCGUGGCACUCGUCUGGCCGAGCUGGAGGAGAUCUCCUAUGGGUCUGGUGUCAUUCCGUACCACGGUCGCGGCCGUUACUAA
Molecule: messenger RNA, 1824 nt
Organism: Fusarium subglutinans
Lineage: Eukaryota; Fungi; Ascomycota; Sordariomycetes; Hypocreales; Nectriaceae
Product: meiosis mei2
Exons: 10
Coding region: 1-1824 (607 amino acids)
Molecular function (GO): RNA binding
Source: RefSeq, a predicted model, not a curated record